This is a messenger RNA of Fibroporia radiculosa, 1614 nucleotides long. RefSeq lists its product as uncharacterized. Gene Ontology annotation, molecular function: alpha-1,2-mannosyltransferase activity. Gene Ontology annotation, cellular component: endoplasmic reticulum membrane. The coding region runs from base 1 to 1614 and encodes 537 amino acids. Gene Ontology annotation, biological process: GPI anchor biosynthetic process. The record is from RefSeq and is a predicted model, not a curated record. The transcript is spliced from 6 exons. NCBI's taxonomy places the organism in Eukaryota, Fungi, Basidiomycota, Agaricomycetes, Polyporales, Fibroporiaceae.
AUGAAACUCUCCACUGGCAUUGCGCUAGCAGUUCGCGUUGGCAUUGCACUUAUAACCUGCACAUUUUUCCAACCUGACGAAUAUUUCCAAUCCCUCGAAGUCGCUCAUCACCUGGUCUUCGGCUUUGGACAUCUCACUUGGGAAUGGCUUUCUUCCACGCCUAUCCGAAGUAUAGUCUACCCAGGGCUCAAUGUGCCCGUGUAUUGGGUCCUGAAGGUUCUUGGCUUAGAUAACACUCGAUUGCUGAUUUGGGGCCCCAAGAUCAUACACGGAGUCUUUGCCGCUGGGACUGAUAUAUGGCUAUGUGAUCUCACGAGAAAAGUGCUUGGGGAAAGAUAUGUUUUGACAGCACUUUUCCUGUCAUUAACAUCUUUCUUCCACGGCCUUUCUUUAGCUCGCUCUUUUUCCAACUCCCUGGAGACAUCUCUGACUGUUAUCGCUUUGAGCUACUUUCCUUGGCAUCAUGACGAAAAUGCCUUCAAGAGGCAGGAAAUCCGUCGUAUGCUUAUCUUCGCCGCUCUAGCUUGUGUGAUUAGGCCUACGAAUGCCAUUAUCUGGGUGUACAUGUUCGCGGCAUUGCUCUGGCGCUUACCUCGUAAGCCCACAUACUUGGCUUCCGUACUCGUCGACACUGUGUGUAUAGGCUCAGUCAUACUAGGAGUCUUGGUUCUGAUCGACUCCGCAUACUACGGAGCUCUUACCAUUACAGCCAUCAAUUUCCUGCGCACCAACCUCUCCUCGGUAUCUCUAUUCUACGGGACUAGUCCUUGGCACUACUACUUCUCACAAGCUAUGCCACUUCUCUGUACCACUGCAUUACCUUUUGUACUCCAUGGGAUGCUGCUCGCUGCUCGCGUAGGGACCGGGGCUUUGCAGACCCUUUCAGGCCUCAUCGUUUGGACCAUUGGCAUUUACUCGCUGCUAGGGCAUAAGGAAUGGAGAUUUAUCCACCCAAUACUUCCGCUCAUGCACGUGUUGGCCUCGAGGUCACUCGUACCCUCAAGGAGGCAUGAUAAACUCAAAUCCUCCUUGCCUCUAGGCCGGGUGUACCGGUUAUUGCUUUUGCUCAACAUCCCGGCAAUAGUAUAUGUUAUGCUGUUUCAUGGUCGAGCCCAGGUUGAUGUUGUACGUUAUCUGGCAAAUUUACGGGCGGGAGAGGUCUCGUCUAUCGGCUUUCUAAUGCCGUGCCACUCGACGCCAUGGCAAGCUUACAUGCACCGAUCCGAUCUGGCCGACGAGGGACGAAUCUGGGCUCUAGGCUGCGAGCCUCCGUUGUCAGGACAGGAUAUGCAAUUCUAUCAAGACCAGACCGACAUCUUCUUUAAUUCUCCUCCGGUAUACUUGCAUACCCGUUUCCCGAGAGAGGUCAAUCCUUUCUUUCCGCCAUCACCAUUCCCUUUCACAGCGCCCGGCGCCUCCACUUCCAGCAAGGAUUGGGCGCAUGAGUGGCCGCAGUACCUCGUGAUGUUCGGGGCGCUAUUAGAUGAUGAGGUCCGAAGUAUACUAGAAUCGCGGAGAUAUCGUGAAGUCUGGCGAAGCGGGACUGGGUGGGAAGGCGAUCAGCGAAGACGGGGAGGCGUCAAAGUAUGGUCAUUCCAGCCAGUGCUAGACUAG